CCUCCGCCACACGGCACUCGCAACUACACACGCCAACGGCACAGUGCAUUAUGAAGACAUAGCGCUCUCACCGGCUGGAAAUACCCGAUGUUCGCUUCGCCUCGUAUUCUCAUCUAUUCGGCUUGUACUCUUUCCACACUAUUUUGACUGGAGGACAAUUGAUCGCCAGAUUUAAACUCGAGGAAAAGAGAGAGCGACACAAGAGCGGACAGAAAGAAGGGUACACAGGCUCCGCGCUGACAGACGUUGGGAUUACUUCGCUUGUCGUGCAGAAUUUCUGGAUGUAAUUGUAGUCGACGACACUUGUACAACUGGACAGACCGAGUUUAAAGACUUCGACACAAAAAUGAUGUUACGGCUGUGAAUAUCCUGCAUCAGUAGGAGUACUCAGACGGACCUGACUCACGGGCUCCCAGCGAGCCGCUGCUGCUCAGGCUGCCAAAGCAUGCUGGUGCCAACGGGUCACGUGACGCCCGCAGCCCUCCGCCCCGUGCUGCUCGUCAUGGCAACGCUCCUCCUCCUCGCCCACGCCGAAUCGCCGCCAAAGUUUUUAAGAACCCCCAACGACCAAACGGGAGUUCAGGGAGGAGUGGCGUCGUUCAUCUGUCAGGCGACGGGCGACCCCCGGCCCAAGAUCGUAUGGAACAAGAAGGGGAAGAGAGUGAGCAACCAGAGAUUUGAGGUGAUAGAGUUUGACGAUGGCUCAGGCUCAGUUCUGAGAAUCCAGCCUUUACGCACGCCACGGGACGAAGCCAUAUACGAGUGUGUGGCCUCCAACAGCGUCGGAGAGACGAGCGCCACCACAAGGCUGACUGUUUUACGUGAGGACCAGCUGCCUGCAGGGUUCCCCACCAUAGACAUGGGCCCUCAGCUCAAGGUGGUGGAGCGGACCCGCACGGCCACCAUGCUCUGUGCCGCCAGCGGCAACCCCGACCCGGACAUCACCUGGUUCAAGGACUUCCUGCCGGUCAACACGUCCAGCAACAACGGACGAAUCAAACAGCUCCGCUCAGGAGCCCUCCAGAUCGAGCUGAGCGAGGAGGCGGACCAGGGGAAGUACGAGUGUGUGGCCACCAACAACGAUGGCACCCGCUACUCCGCCCCGGCUAACUUAUACGUCAGAGUGCGUCGGGUUCCUCCUCGCUUCUCCAUCCCUCCGACGGACAGUGAAAUCAUGCCGGGCGGCAGCGUCAACAUCACGUGCGUGGCGGUGGGCUCGCCCAUGCCCUACGUCAAGUGGAUGCUGGGCUCCGAGGACCUGACCCCGGAGGACGACAUGCCCAUCGGCCGCAACGUGCUGGAGCUCACCGACGUGGUGCAGUCGGCCAACUACACCUGCGUGGCCAUGUCCACGCUGGGCGUCAUCGAGGCCAUGGCUCAGAUCACCGUCAAAGCUCUGCCCAAGCCUCCGGGGGUCCCCGUGGUAACCGAGCGCACGGCAACCAGCAUCACCCUCACCUGGGACUCAGGCAACCCCGAGCCCGUCUCCUACUACAUCAUCCAGCACAAGUCCAAGAACUCUGAGGACCCGUACAAGGAGAUCGACGGCGUGGCCACCACCCGCUACAGCGUCGGCGGCCUCAGCCCGUACUCCGACUACGAGUUCCGCGUGGUGGCGGUCAACAACAUCGGCCGCGGGCCGUCCAGCGACGCCAUCGAGGCCAAGACGGCCGAGCAGGCGCCCAGCACGGCUCCGCGGCAGGUCCGAGGCCGCAUGCUCAGCGGCACCACGGCCAUCAUCCACUGGGACGAGCCCGAGGAGGCCAACGGGCAGAUCAUGGGCUACCGGGUCUACUACACCAGCGAGCCCACGCAGCAGGUCAACCAGUGGGAGAAGCAGAUCGUCCGGGCCUCCAACUUCCUCACCAUCCAGAACCUGACGCCGAACAAGACGUACUACAUCAAGGUGCUGGCCUACACGUCAGUGGGCGACGGACCACUGUCCUCAGACCUGCAGAUUAUCACCAAAACAGGAGUUCCAUCCCAGCCGACGGACUUCAAGGCGGAGGCGAAGUCUGAGACGAGCGUCCUGCUGUCUUGGGUAGCGCCCUCUCAGAACGGACAGGACAAUCAAAUUAUGGGCUAUGAGCUGCUGUACAGGAAGAAGGACGAGAAGGAAGAGAAGCGGGUGAGCUUUGAGCCUACGACCACCUACCUGCUGAAGGACUUGAAGCCCUUCAGCACCUACACGUUCCAGCUCGCGGCGCGCAGCAAGCACGGCGUGGGAGCCUACACCAACGAGAUCUCAGCUGAGACGCCCCAGACACAACCCUCCGCUCCACCUCAGGAUGUCAAGUGCUCUAGCCAGGGUUCCACCAACAUUCUGGUAAGUUGGCGGCCACCCCCCAUGGAACUUCAAAAUGGAAUCAUUACCAAGUACACCAUCCAGUAUGCCGCCACAGAAGGAGAGGACUUGGCCACAAGGCAAAUCUCGGACAUACCCCCGGAAACCACCCAGUACCUCUUGGAAAACUUGGAAAAAUGGACAGAGUACCGCGUGGCAGUGACCGCCCACACAGACGUAGGACAGGGCCCCGAAAGUUUGCCCCAACUCAUCCGAACAGAGGAGGAUGUGCCAAGUGGCCCCCCUCGCAAAGUCGAGGUGGAGCCCGUCAACUCCACGUCAAUAAAAGUGAUGUGGCGCUCGCCGGUGUCCAACAGACAGCACGGGCAGAUCCGCGGGUACCAGGUGCACUAUGUCAGGAUGCAAAAUGGGGAGGCCAUGGGACAGCCGGUGAUCAAGGACAUCCUGAUAGACGAUGCUCAGUGGGAAUAUGAUGAUUCCACCGAACAUGAGAUGGUCCUUGUCGACUUGCUGUCUGAGACCACGUACUCCGUCACCGUAGCUGCCUACACAACCAAGGGCGACGGGGCGCGCAGCAAGCCCAAGCUGGUCACCACCAUGGGUGCAGUUCCCGAGCGCCCGCGCCUUAUGGUGAGUGCCACCAACAUGGGCACGGCCCUCCUCCAGUGGCACCCGCCGCCCAACACGCACGGCACCCUCCUCGGCUACCGCCUGCGCUUCGGCCGCAAGGACGUCGAGCCGCUGACCGUCAUCGAGUUCCCCGAGCGCGAGAACCACUACACCACCAAGGAGAUCCACAAGGGCGCCUCGUACGUCUUCCGCCUGUCCGCCCGCAACAAGGUGGGCUUCGGCGAGGAGACGGUCAAGGAGAUCAGCACGUCCGAGGCGGUGCCCAGCGGCUACCCGCAGGACAUCGCCGCCGACGUGGCCACCGCCACCACCAUCCAGGUGAGCUGGCAGCCCGUGCUGCUGGCCGAGCGCAACGGCGCCAUCCUGAAGUACGCGCUGCAGUACAAGGACAUCAACAGCCCGCAGAGCCCGUCCGAGCUCUUCAUCAAGGCGCCCGAGUCCGCCGUGACUCUGGACGGCCUGCGCGCCGACACCACGUACGAUAUCAAAAUGUGUGCCUUCUCCAGCAAGGGCCCCGGCCCCUAUAGCCCCAGUGUCCAGUUCAGAACGCAGCCCGUCGAUCAAGUGUUUGCAAAAAAUUUCCAUGUGAAAGCCGCCACGAAGACGUCGGUGCUGCUGACGUGGGACAUUCCGGACAACUACAACGCCGCUCAGCCGUUCACCAUCCUCUACGAUAACGGGCAGAGCGUGGAGGUGGACGGGCGGCUGACCCAGAAGCUGAUCACCAGCCUGCAGCCGGAGACGCAGUACUCCUUCCUGCUGACCAACCGGGGCAACAGCGCGGGCGGCCUGCAGCACCGCGUCACCGCCAUGACGGCGCCCGACAUCCUGCGCACCAAGCCCGCGCUCGUGGGCAAGACCAACUCCGACGGCAUGGUGACCGUGCAGCUGCCCGCCGUGCACACCGCCGAGAAAGUCAGGGGCUACUACAUCGUCGUGGUGCCGCUGAAGAAACGCACAGGGAAGUUUGUGAGGCCCUGGGACAGCCCGGACGAGAUGAACCUAGAGGAGCUGCUGAACGAGAUCAACCGGACGAGCCGAGCGCUCCGGUUCCGGCGGCAGCUGGAGUCCAAGCCGUACAUCGCGGCCCACUUCAAGGACCUGCCCCCGGAGUUCACCCUGGGCAACGGCCUCAGCUACGGAGACUUCGAGAACAAGAAGCUCCAGAACGGACAGGAGUACAUCUUCUUCGUCUUGGCCGUGCUGGACAUCUCGGAAAACACGAUGUACUCGACCAGCCCGUACUCGGACCCCGUGGUGUCGGCGGACAUCGAUCCCCAGCCCGUCAUCGACGAGGAGGAGGGCCUGCUGUGGGUCGUGGGCCCCGUCCUAGCCGUCGUCUUCAUCAUCUGCAUCGUCAUCGCCAUCCUGCUCUACAAGAGGAAACGUGCCGAAUCGGAAGCGAGGAAAGGAAGCCUGCCGCACAGCAAGGAGAUGCCCUCACACCACCCCACCGACCCCGUGGAGCUGCGUCGCCUCAACUUCCAGACCCCAGGCAUGGCUAAUCAUCCUCCCAUCCCCAUACUGGACCUGGCGGACCAUCUGGAGCGACUCAAAGCCAACGACAACCUCAAGUUCUCCCAGGAGUACGAGUCCAUUGAUCCUGGACAGCAGUUCACCUGGGAGCACUCCAACCUGGAGGUGAACAAGCCCAAGAACAGAUAUGCCAACGUCAUCGCCUACGAUCACUCCAGAGUUUUACUCUCAGCUAUCGAUGGUAUACCAGGCAGCGAUUACAUCAACGCCAACUACAUCGACGGCUACCGGAAGCAGAACGCCUACAUCGCCACGCAGGGGUCGCUCCCGGAGACGUUCGGAGACUUCUGGAGGAUGAUCUGGGAGCAGCGCAGUGCCAACAUCGUCAUGAUGACCAAGCUGGAGGAGAGGUCCAGGGUGAAAUGCGACCAGUACUGGCCCAGCAGAGGGACGGAGACCUACGGCCUUAUCCAGGUUACCCUGCUGGACACAGUGGAGCUGGCUACCUACUGCGUCAGGACCUUCGCCCUCUACAAGAAUGGGUCGAGUGAAAAGCGGGAGGUGCGGCAGUUCCAGUUCACAGCCUGGCCUGACCACGGGGUUCCCGAGCACCCCACACCUUUCCUGGCCUUCCUGCGCCGGGUGAAGGCCUGCAACCCUCCAGACGCCGGACCCAUGGUGGUGCACUGCAGUGCGGGCGUGGGCCGUACGGGCUGCUUCAUCGUGAUCGACGCCAUGCUGGAGCGCAUCAAGCACGAGAAGACGGUGGACAUCUACGGCCACGUGACGCUGAUGCGCGCCCAGCGCAACUACAUGGUCCAGACGGAGGACCAGUACGUGUUCAUCCACGACGCGCUGCUGGAGGCCGUCACCUGCGGCAACACGGAGGUGCCCGCCCGCAACCUCUACACCUACAUCCAGAAGCUCACGCAGAUCGAGUCGAGGACGGGCGAGAACGUCUCCGGCAUGGAGCUCGAGUUCAAGCGCUUGGCCAACACCAAAGCCCACACCUCCCGAUUCAUCAGUGCCAAUCUGCCCUGCAACAAGUUCAAGAACCGCCUUGUCAACAUCAUGCCAUACGAGUCGACGCGGGUCAGUCUGCAGCCCAUCCGCGGGGUGGAGGGCUCCGACUACAUCAACGCCAGCUUCAUCGACGGAUACAGGCAACAGAAGGCCUACAUCGCCACGCAAGGCCCCCUGGCCGAGACCACCGAGGACUUCUGGAGGAUGCUGUGGGAGCACAACUCCACCAUCGUGGUCAUGCUCACCAAACUCCGAGAGAUGGGACGGGAAAAAUGCCAUCAGUAUUGGCCUGCGGAGAGGUCUGCCCGCUACCAGUACUUUGUGGUGGAUCCUAUGGCCGAGUACAACAUGCCUCAGUACAUCCUGAGAGAGUUCAAAGUCACCGACGCCAGGGAUGGACAGUCGCGGACGGUACGUCAGUUCCAGUUCACCGACUGGCCCGAGCAGGGAGUGCCAAAAUCGGGAGAGGGCUUCAUUGACUUCAUCGGCCAAGUGCACAAAACGAAAGAGCAGUUUGGCCAAGACGGUCCCAUCUCGGUCCAUUGUAGUGCUGGUGUGGGCAGGACCGGUGUCUUCAUCACUCUCAGUAUAGUGUUGGAGCGGAUGAGGUACGAGGGCGUGGUGGACAUCUUCCAGACGGUGAAGAUGCUCAGGACGCAGAGACCCGCCAUGGUGCAGACAGAGGAUCAGUAUCAGUUCUGCUAUCGAGCAGGCUUGGAGUACCUUGGGAGCUUUGAUCACUAUGCAACGUAAGAGUCUCGCUCCGGGCGGGCGGGGGCAAACCAGACAGGCCUUGAGAGGAGCCAGAGCAUCUCUACUGAGCCAUAACUCCCUGCUUGCGACAAGUACUUCUUUACUCAACUCCUAGGGUCAAGACUUACGUGUUGGGCGACGAACCCAAACCUAAAAAAAAAAGAAAAAAAAGAAGAUUAUUAAAUAAUUGAGGAUAGACAAUUCCAUGCGGACCAAGAUUAACCCCCCCUCACAACUCUCGGUAGAACCUCCACACUUCCCCUUACCAUCAAACCCCUCAUGUCCCCUGCCUAUCCCAACAAGAAAAUCCGAUAAUCGUGCCCCCCCCCCCCCCCCUACCCCACAAUACUGAGACACGGGGAAUCCUGACUGUUGGAGCUCUGUAUGGAAUUAUUAUUUUUUCUUCUGUUGGCUUCAAGGAUUCCCCUCGGACGGCUCAACUCAACACAUGAAAUCAAUGAAAAUAAAAUAAAUGAAAAAAAAAAAAAACACAUAUACGUAAAAAUGAGUAAAUAAAUGAACAUUCACGAGAACUGCAUCAACUGACACAGAGCUUUGGGGGAGAGGAGUCGUCGGACGGAAACAGCCUGAGAGAAGAUGCAUAUUGUAAAGAGUAUUUUCUGUUCUACAAUCAAAUGACACGAGAGAGAGAGAGAGCAUCUCAUUGGAUGACGAAAAAAGAAAAGACCAGUGAUUGGUGAAAUAUUAAAAAGGGACACCACUAAAGUCAAAAAGAAAAUAAUCCUUUUCCUGUCGCAACUUUCCUCGUUCAAUUAUGAAAAAAAGGGGGUGGGUGUGGGAUGUUUAAAGGAAUACCAGAUAAAUGAUAAAAACCUAUUGAUUUAGUUUUUUAGUACUUUAUUAUACAGCUGAUCCUGUGCUUUCUUUUGAACUGUGUGAAAUUAUUUCCUUUUUUUUAACAAAAUGAUCACUUGACGAAGUGAAUUCAAGUAUAGGCUUUGUCAUUCACUUUUUUCCAUCUGAUGCAUAAUUUUGUAAGCUGUAGAACUACUCUAAUGUAUGCACCAUCAUGUUUUAAAAAAGAAUCCCUACGCUGUCUUUUUACUGUUUUUUUUAUUCCCUUUUGUUAAAAAAAGGAAUACUUGUUGUCACUUGUUUAUCACAUAAUUGUUUUGCAGUCCUGCGUUUUCACUACCAGAAUGCUAACAUAAGCAUUUCUUUUUCUAUUUGUCCACAAUCACAUACACAAUAACCUACACCUGUUCAAUUGAGUAAAUUGAACUCAAUUCAAUUGAAUUCAAUAAACUGGGGCUUUGUGGAAUCAACAGGGAUGAGCAAAGUAUGAAGUUGCUGCUACCAAUUAUCUUAGUUCUUCCAUGUUAGAAUGAUGUGUUGUUGACGAGAGGAUAUUUAUAAAUACCAGAUUUAUAUUAUAUAUAUAUAUAUACAUAUAUAUAUGCCAUAUAAAGCGAAUAUAUUCUCUAUAUUCUAUGUAUAGAGAAUAUAUGUACCAUAUGAACAUAUUUAUGAACUUCAAGACUAUACAAUAUAAAUGAAUAUAUAAAUAUAUGUUAUGAAUGAUUAUAUAUAAAAAAGUUCUGCAAUGAGAAUGGAGUUUUUUGGGGGAAAUGAUGAGAACUUUCACUGGAAUGCACAUCAGUAGGACAAAAAAAAGAUCGUAUUUCUGAUUCAGUGCAUCUUUUCUUGUGCAAUAAAUAGGUGUGUUAUAUAAGUAGGGUUUUUGUGUGGAUACCUUGAUUUGUUUCCCUUUUUCUCUCUCUGUCUCUCUCUCUCUCUCUUUCUUUUUUUCAUGCCAUUGCUAUCCCCUCGACCGAAGGGGGGAUUGAGGAGAUUGUCACGUUGUCACUCAAAAGUAAUGUAGUGAAUUUAGCCAUGUGGAAGUACCGUCUAUGGUUAGUGCAGCUAGAACGUUAGCCAUGUAGUCAUCCUCCAGUAUAAUAAGGCAAGGUACAAAGACGUCACUUUCUUGAGGUUCUAAAAAGGUGUAACAGCGUAAUAUUUUAUGUUUUAUUUUUUGCAUUUAGAGUGCCUUAUAUUUAUGCCUGCUUUUAUUAAAACACUCAUUAACUCUUUUAUGUAUUGUCUAGUAGUCCAUAUUAUCAAUUUGUGUAUUUAAUUUUACCAUAAGUAUUCUCUUUUUUUGUUAAAAGUAUUAUGACAUCAUAUGGAAUUAUAUAUGCAAAUAAGUAAAUUCAAAUGCUCCAGUUUCUUUUUUCCUUGAUCUUUAUGAUUUUCUGUGGCCUUACUCUGGCAUAGUGAAAAGUAAACUAGAACUGUAAACAUUACAAAUUACACGUGGCUCGAGGUCCAUCACUAGACAUUGUUAACUUGUUAUACAUCGUUUUUUCAACUUAUAACACUAAAAGGGUGAAGACUUCAGCAUCAUUGCGUGCGACGAUGUGAGAUAUUGUUGUGUCUCAAAAUCAGCCAGGUGCAUUUCUAAGUCCGCUCUUAAAGACAAAAACCUUAACAGCACAAAGCGUUUAGUUCUCGUUUCAUCGUCUUCGUGUCGGUCACAUGAGACAGCCUCCAGCCAUCGGAGUGCUAGGAGUUAACUCCUGACUCUCAGUCGAAAAGGGACUUCAUACCCUGCCUUAGGACUGACAGCACACACUUGAUAAGGAUGGGUCGUAAUCAAAAUAAGCAAGCGGGAAAAUAGCAUUAAAAAAAACACAAACAACUGAAAAGAAAAGAAAGACAUGUUAAAAGCUUAACAAAUGAACUCUUGACAAUCCAGCAGCGUGUAGGGGGCCAGGGACGGCGAAGGACACUCUCACAAAGCAAGAAGCGUUAUUCUUACACGUAUUUACGUUGGUAGGUUUCGACACAUGACAAAGACACGUUCAAAUUUUGUUUGCACGGUAGAUAUACAGUAUAUAUACUUUGAGUUUAUCGUCAGUGGCUUUGUGGAUGUGCAUUCCAGGUGCUUUCUUUCCCUGACUGCUUUGCGCUGAAAGGUUGUGAUUCUCUUAGUCGCUUCAUUGGUUCAUAUUGUUUUUGUUUAUUUUUUUGUUGUUUGUUUGAUUGUUUGUUUUUUCUUUUUUUUCUUUUUCCGAUGUUGUUAUUGUUGCAUUCUCCUUCACCGGUCUUUGAUUUUACAUUCAUUGCUGUAACAGUCAAACUCGAAAAGUGCUAUUAUUUAGCUCUGUGUACAUGUCAACUCAUCUGUUCUAUGUCACUAUUGUCCCAGGUGUGUCUUUUUCAUUUUCUCCAUUUCAAUCUGAUUUCAAUAUGCAUGGUAACCAUGUGGCCGGAGAGGGCCAGGUAGGAAGAAUUGCACUUUCUCUAUCUUUGUACUAUGCACUGCCCUCUUGAUUCUGAACCCAAUAAUGUAUUACUUGAACCCAUCUGUAAGAAACUCCUGACACAUUCACUUUGUGUAUAUAAAUAACACAACAAUGGUAUUGAAAUUUAAAGAAAAAGACAAAAAAAAAAAAGGUUUGUGGCAAAAAGAGCAUCCAUUCUGGUGCCAUGGAAACUCAUCCAGGUGACUCCCUCCCUCUUUGGAAAUUUUUGCCUCCCCCCUUCUUCCCAAUCCCGUCCUAUCCCUUAUCCAAGCUCCACCCCACCAACCCCCUCUCCACCAUCCGUUCUGUGGCUUUUGCCCUAAGAGCUUAGAGUGUCAUUGAGAGAAAAUAAACGUUGUGUUCUCUACUCUUUCUCUCUCUCUCUCCUAUCUAUCACUUGUCUGGAUGCAUAGACUGAAAUUAAUUAAAGAAAUUGUACAAAACAACUAAAAAAAAAGAGAAAAAUGGCUUGUUAAAAGAAAUCAUAAAAUUACCUCCAGUUAGUUGUAAGCGUAUACUGUUUUCUUUUUGUUUGUUUUUUGUUUUGUUUUUAUUCUGAUUUGUUAUUUGUUUGUUUUUCUGAAUGAGAGGGGUGAUUUUUAUUUUCUUACCUAGGUUACAUUGGUGGCGAAAGAUGUCUGUAUGGAUACAAAAAAAAAAAACGUUCUUUGCUGACACAAGUUCCAUUUGUUAUAAAUGAAUUCUAUUAAAAAAUGUAAGUGUUA
Messenger RNA from Sardina pilchardus (European sardine), 10181 nucleotides. RefSeq names its product receptor-type tyrosine-protein phosphatase delta-like. Gene Ontology annotation, cellular component: signaling receptor complex. Gene Ontology annotation, molecular function: protein tyrosine phosphatase activity; protein binding. Lineage: Eukaryota; Metazoa; Chordata; Actinopteri; Clupeiformes; Clupeidae. The record is from RefSeq and is a predicted model, not a curated record. Gene Ontology annotation, biological process: peptidyl-tyrosine dephosphorylation involved in inactivation of protein kinase activity.